AUGACUAUCUUGACAGAGCUUGGCCUAUAUGUUCAGCUCAAGCUUGAAAGCUUACACAUGAUUCGUGUAUCACGAGGCGUGAGUCGAGCCGUUUGGCCAGUUCAGCUAAUUCGCCGUAACUCUGUUCUUGUGGGAGGCAAAGAGUACAAGACAGACGAAUGGACAAAUGUUCCGCCUGCCAUUAUCGACUUAGUAGGCCGAAACCUCCAUCGUCAGCCCAACCACCCGAUUGGAAUCAUCCGGUCGCUGAUUGAAAAACGCCUGGUUCCCCUGGGGUUUACCCCAUAUAACGAGUUCAGUCCGAUUGUGUCAAAGUAUAAGAACUUCGACAGUCUUGGAUUCCCCGAGGACCACCCUGGGCGAAGCAAGUCCGACACCUACUACAUCAAUAAAGACACCCUUCUCCGCACCCACACGUCAGCUCACGAAAUCGAGUGCUUCCAAACAACAAAAACACCUGGCUACCUUAUUGCUGCAGACGUCUAUCGCCGAGACACUAUUGAUCGAACCCACUAUCCCGCUUUCCAUCAAAUGGAAGGUGCCCGGACCUGGUCAAAGACCGAACACGGCGAUAAGCUCGCUGAUGCGAUUCGGGCUGACUUAGAGGCUCUGCCUGAUUCUGGAAUCCAAGUUGAGGACCCCAAUCUGCCUUUCCACGCCGGGAAUCCAAAGGAGCCCGCUCACAGUGAGGAGGUAUCUACUCUUCUCGGCCAGCAUCUCAAACGCACUAUCGAGAUCGUUAUGGGCGACAUGUUUUCUGCCGCCAAGGCUGCUGCCAUUGCUAAUGGGUCCACGGAUCCCGAUCUUCAUAAGCCGCUUAAAGCUCGUUGGAUCGAGGCUUAUUUCCCUUGGACAUCGCCCUCCUGGGAAAUUGAAAUCUGGUGGAAAGGCGAAUGGCUUGAAAUGUCCGGUAUGGGCGUGGUCAGACAGCACGUGUACGAUACUGCUGGAAUGAGUGACUGCGUUGGAUGGGCUUUUGGUAUCGGGCUGGAGCGCACGGCGAUGAUUUUGUUUGGUGUGCCUGACAUUCGUCUUUUCUGGUCAAAAGAUCCGCGUUUCCUCGACCAGUUCACGGCUGGCAAAGUUACCAAUUUCGAGCCUUGGUCCAAAUACCCCAGCACGUCGAGAGACGUGGCUUUCUGGUGCCCUGAACAAGAUGUGCACGAGAACGACGUUAUGGAGAUUGUCCGCUCUCGUGGCGGUGACUUGGUUGAAAAUGUCUCGCUAGUUGACGAGUUUGUUCACCCCAAGACCAACCGCAAGAGUCAAUGCUACCGUAUUACCUACCAGAGUAUGGAACGCUCAUUGACGAAUGACGAAGUGAACGCCAUUCAAACGUCGGUGGUACAUGAUCUAACUUCUCAGCUUGGUAUUGAAGUGCGCUGA
Wickerhamiella sorbophila is the source of this 1386-nucleotide messenger RNA. RefSeq names its product Phenylalanine--tRNA ligase, mitochondrial. Gene Ontology annotation, cellular component: mitochondrion; cytoplasm. The record is from RefSeq and is a predicted model, not a curated record. The transcript has a single exon. Gene Ontology annotation, biological process: phenylalanyl-tRNA aminoacylation. The coding region runs from base 1 to 1386 and encodes 461 amino acids. NCBI's taxonomy places the organism in Eukaryota, Fungi, Ascomycota, Dipodascomycetes, Dipodascales, Trichomonascaceae. Gene Ontology annotation, molecular function: ATP binding; phenylalanine-tRNA ligase activity; tRNA binding.